AUGGCGGACUGGUCCAUGAUUCCGUCUGCUCUCGUCGGCACCCUCACGGGGCUCCUGGGCUUGGCGGACCAAGUCCGGAUGGGCGCCGUCUGCAGGCGGUGGAGGCUUGCGGUGGCCGACGGCUUCUGCUGCCGGCCGCCUGCGCCGUCCCUGUGGCUUAUGCUUCCCAGCCGCGGCCCCCCCAUCGGCAAAGACCAGUUCGAGUUCGCGAGCUUCUCGGAGGGGAUGCGCAGAUACACAAUCCGCAUGGGCAUGGAAGAGCUCUCCGACAUGGUCUGCAUCGGGUCGUCGCAAGGUUGGCUGAUGAUGGCGGACGAGCUCCAGCAGCUCCAAGCAUUAAACCCAAUCACGAGGACCAAGCUCUUGUUUUUUACCUCCGGUGAUACUUCCUCCCUCGAUGAUCCCUUCUUCCGCCUCGUCUCGGGGAGAAGCUCGUACCGAAAGGCCAUCGUCGUGCCUCCGAGGGGUGGCCGCAGCAGCGACUCGGUCGUUGUGGCGGUUCUGCGGCGGAGAAACCAGAAGAUGUCGGAGCUGUCGUUUGCCGUCGCUGGCGAUGAUGAGUGGACGGAGAUUGAGGCGCCGAUGACCCGCUUUGAAGAUAUCGCCGCCCACGACGGGAAGCUCUACGCGCUUGGCGACACUGGUCGGGUCCUCGUCUGCGACUUCGGCGGCGAACCCCGUUCGUCUCCGGCGCCGGCGACGGCCAAGAUCGAUGUUGCACCCGAUUUGCGGCCGUAUUGCAGGGAAUACCUCGGGGUGAUGUCCGGCGACCUGAUCCUUCUCCGGUGGAGGUUCUACAGAGCCUGCCCGAUUCGCCGGCGGAGGUGUGUCCCCGAGUUCGAGGUCCUCCGGUUGCGGACGGGCCGGCGACCGGAGUGGGUCGGGCUCAAGGACCUCGCCGGUCACGCCAUCUUGCUGGGAACAGACGGCUUCAUUGCACUGCCCGCCGGAGAAUUCCGAGAGCUGAGCGCCGACUGCAUUUACUCCAUCGCCGAGCUCGCCGGCGACGACGCCGGCGACGGGGGUCUCACAGUGGUCAACCUGGCGAACGGCGCCGUGGGGUUUGAGCCCCUCUCCCUCGCUUCCUCUUCAGCUUUCUGGUUCCAGCCGACCCUGGGUUCUCACCAGAAGUAG
Molecule: messenger RNA, 1134 nt
Organism: Spirodela intermedia
Lineage: Eukaryota; Viridiplantae; Streptophyta; Magnoliopsida; Alismatales; Araceae
Source: the annotation of a GenBank genome assembly